Nylanderia fulva is the source of this 1304-nucleotide messenger RNA. RefSeq names its product sodium/potassium-transporting ATPase subunit beta-1-like. Gene Ontology annotation, cellular component: sodium:potassium-exchanging ATPase complex. Gene Ontology annotation, molecular function: ATPase activator activity. Lineage: Eukaryota; Metazoa; Arthropoda; Insecta; Hymenoptera; Formicidae. The record is from RefSeq and is a predicted model, not a curated record. Gene Ontology annotation, biological process: intracellular sodium ion homeostasis; intracellular potassium ion homeostasis; potassium ion import across plasma membrane.
UCGUACAUAUAUAUAAUUGUAAUUAAAUGUAUAUAUAUAAUUUUAUUAAAGAGUUGCGAAUAUUGAACAGCAACUUUUUUAUUUAUUGUUACUUAGUUAUUGAUAUAUUCAGGGACAUAGACUUCAUUUUUAUUAACCUGCGUUUAUGCAAAGAAAGAAAGAAAGUUCUCGAGAUGGCUAUUUUGCAUGACGAGGAAUAUUAUCGGAGUAGAAUACCCGAGCCUGAUUUGGGAGCGCUUCGAAAUUUUGUGCGAUUUGUUUGGAAUCCAGACAGGAAACAAGUACUCGGCAGAACUGGGAAAGAAUGGGCGUUACUGGGGUGCUUCUACGUAUGCUUCCUCAGCAUAUUAAUUUCUCUCUUCGUGUUACAAAUGUGGAUCAGUAUUGACUAUGCCUCGAAACUGGAUAAACCAUAUUUCCUUUAUGCCGGUUUGGUACCUAGAUCUUAUUUUAGCAGUUUACCGCUUUUCCGUCAAUUAGAUUUUGGUAGUCCAGGAAUUGGUUUUAAACCGAAUAUUUUAUUGCCUGCGACAUCUCCUAUUAUCUGGGUGAAUAAUUCGAACUUAAACGCGCGACCAAAAAGAUAUGUUGAGGCUUUAAGCGAUUUUUUGCAAGAAUACAAUAAAAGUCAGGAAAAUUACAAAACAGAUGUAGAAUGCAAUGAUAUAGUAUCAAGCAGAUCAGAUAAGAGGCCUUGUUUCUUUGAUAUCGAGAGUCUUGGUGUUUGUAGCAAGCCUCCUUAUGGAUAUAUGAAUCCAUUGCAACCGUGUAUUUUCAUCAAGUUUAAUAAGAGAUUCGAUUGGGUACCAAUUUAUUACAAUAAAUCCUCUCCAUUGCCUGAAAAUAUGCCGAGUGCUUUACAGAAUGCUGUGCGAUCUUCGAAAAAGUAUCAAGUCUGGUUAUGGUGUGAUGGGGUGAAUAACGUUGAUAAAGAACAUGUUGGAGAAAUUGAAUAUUUACCGAGUCCCGGCUUUCCCGUGCAAUAUUUUCCUUUUAUAGGACAACCGAAUUAUUUGGCUCCGAUGGUCGCGCUACGAUUUAAAAAUAUUACACCAUCCAGAUUGGUGACGGUGGAAUGCAAUUUAUGGGCGGUCAACAUAAACAAAGAACCGCACAGUGCAUUGGAUUUUCAAAUAAUUCUGGGGGAGCCUUAGAAUAUAGAAGAUAUAUAUUCGCGAAUAUAUCUUGACAUAAAAUAUUUUUGCAUACGAUUAAUAAGAAGAAAAAUAUAGACGAGCGUAUUAAUUUAUGCAGAGUAAAAAUAAAUUUUCUUUGUUUAAAGUUUUUUUUUACAAUUAGCAUAU